Molecule: messenger RNA, 2385 nt
Organism: Penicillium chermesinum
Lineage: Eukaryota; Fungi; Ascomycota; Eurotiomycetes; Eurotiales; Aspergillaceae
Product: deadenylation-dependent mRNA-decapping factor PAT1
Exons: 4
Coding region: 1-2385 (794 amino acids)
Biological process (GO): P-body assembly; deadenylation-dependent decapping of nuclear-transcribed mRNA
Cellular component (GO): P-body
Molecular function (GO): RNA binding
Source: RefSeq, a predicted model, not a curated record
AUGUCGUUCUUUGGCUUCAAUACCACCCUUCCGAGGGACCGCGACCACCCCCCGUCCGGUUCCCGGGGGUUCUUUGAGAAUCCUGAUCCUUUCGCCGAGGUUGCAGCGCAGGCGCUUGACGAUGAUGACGCCAUUGACUUCGAAGAUACCUACGACGGCCUUGGUGACCAGCUUGACGACGAUCAGGAUGCCUUCAACGACGACACCUUUGGUGGUGGCGGCGCAGAUGGUGGGAAGGUCGGUCGUGAUUUCGACUUCUUUGGGAAGACCGCGCAGGUUUCCGAUGCCAUUGGCGAAGAGCAAGUCCGAUUCGCCCUCCAGAAUCCUCAGACUGCGCGCGUAGCUCCCCAGGUUUCUAACCAGCCUGCUGCUGAGCCCCCAGCGAAGCGUUCCGGCUAUGAGAAGUACUCGGACCCCGACUUCAUUCCUGAUCUACAGGCCAAGUCGAGUGUCUGGGGAAUUCCGCAGAAGAAACCGGAACCCAGCAUAUCUCUACCUCAGAGCCGGAAGAUGAUGAGUUUGGAGGAGGUUGAGGCGCAAAUGCGCAACCAAGGAGUCCAUCCUUCGCAUUCGAUGCCCCCGCAGAUCCAGGAUUCAUCCUACUUGCGUCACCCUCAAGACCUCCCGACCCUUCCCGACGGCUUUCCCAAUUUGCCUCCAGAACUGUUGCGGGCUCAAUUCGAGAGGGGCGGGCUGCCACCACACAUGGCUCCUCCUCCACCUGGAAUUCCGGAGCUAUAUGCUGGUGGUCCAGGACCAGCGCCGCCUGGACUGCCUCUGCAUAUGAUCCAGAAUAACGUCCCACCCCAAAAUAUACCUCUCUCCGGCCCUCGCCAUGCCGGCCCUCCUCCGGGCCAGCGAAACCAGCAUCAACAGCAGCAGAUGGUGCCGCCGCCUUCCUCUCGGGCCGGUAACAACGGAUUACCAAUUAUUACCAACCCCCAACAGAUAAUGCAAUUGACCGAGGAUCAGCGUAGCGCCUAUUUGGUGGAAGACGCCAAACGGGCAAAGCGCAACCACAAGAUCUUCCUCCUCUCGCGAGGCAACGGUUUGAUGACACCUCAGGACAAGAACUUCAUCACUCGCAUUCAGCUUCAGCAGCUUGUUGCGGCUGCUGGUAAUGUCGCUGAUUCUGAUCCGGAAGCAGUGCUAGCGGAGGACUUUUAUUAUCAAGUUUACAGCCAGAUUCGCGGCGCUCCUCGACAGCACCCUCAUCAACCUUUAGGCCACUUUGCUCAAACGUACCUCUUGCAGACUGGCGCUCGGUUCGGGGGACACGGGAACCGUCGUGCUUUCCAAAACGCCGAUAACCACAUGCAGCGAAUGCAGCAGCAGGUCCAGCGCGCGGUCGAAGCCGCCAAGGCCAAGCCAAAAAACAAGCAGCUCAUUAUUGAGGGUAGCCUGGGAAAGAUCUCCUUCAGUAACGCCAAAGCGCCGAAGCCGAUGCUCAAUCUCAAGCGACCAGAUAGUUCAGAGGGAACUCGACCCAAGAAAAUACAAUCGGAUCUAAGCAUCAGCGAUCGUAAAUCAAUUCUUACGAACAUCGAACACGUCUACAGUACAUUGAUGUCCAUGGAAGAUAUGGAGCGGACCAUGCCACCGCCACCAGAGGACGGUGAUGCCGAUGCGAUCCAGGAGCACUUGGAAUGGCGACAGAAGGUUCACUCCUUGAACCAACAGCUUUGGAAGGCACUCAAGGUCAUGGAGCCAAUUGGCAAGAAGGCCAUCCCUCGCAUCUUCCGUCACAUCGACCAGGAGCAGCGUGUCACUAUUUUGACGAUGAUUGUGGUGAACCUGGACAGCUUGGAUGUGGUCCGCCUCGCGCAACCAUCUGGUCCAAACGAUGCGCAACUGCCUGUCGCGGUACGUGAGGCUAUUGAUUUGUUCUCGCUCGCUGUCAUGCCAAGCUUGCUUGGCUAUGUAAACGAGGCACCUUUCAAUAUCAUUAUUGGACUCCUGGGUCUGGUCAUUGCACAGACUCAAGUGGUGUCUGUCGCCCGCACCAAGACCGGUCUUGGAAUUUUGACCAUGCUCCUCAGCCGUGCCGAAAUCGUCAAGGAGGCUGGGCAGGCGUCCGAGCGCGAUUGGCAGCAAUGGGUGGAGAAGUUCAACGACCUUUUCGAUAUGCUCGAACCUGGGUUGGCUGAUAUCUUCCCUGGCUCCAUCAACUCCGGUGAUGACAUGUAUGUGUGGCAAUUCUUGGCCGCUGUGGGUAUUGGCGCCAGCCCUGAGCAGCAGCAACGUCUGGUGAUCGCAGUCAAGGACCGUGUCAUGGAGACUGUUGGAUACAGCAAGACUCUCCCUGCUGACAUGGCUAGCCAGCGCCUGGGCAACGUCAAUCUGUUCAUGCGCGCUAUUGGUCUGGAUGUAGAGCUGCUUGGUUAA